AUGGACUGCAGUGCUUAUGAGCUGGAUACCCUGGAGGUCCCUCCCCUCACACCAACCAGUAAGGAGGUCCUCAGCCAGGCGGUGAAGGCCAGUUUUGCUGGAUUUGCCCAGGAAAGAAUCAACCAUCACUUCCCACAGGAUCCUACCUUGUGGUCUGAGUGGGAGGUGAACUACUGGCUGGACUGGUGCCAGGCUGAGUUUGGUCUCCACUGCCUGGGAUCGGACCUGAGAGGCCUGCAGGGCAGUGAGCUGUGUGGCCUGGAAAGAGAUGCCUUCCUAGGCCUGAUGUCUGACUGCACCGCAGGAGAGAUCCUGUGGGAGCAUCUGGAGACCAUGAGGAGAGAACGCUGCUCAGAUUAUAUUCAGGAGCAUUCAGACAAACACGGUUACCAUGUUCAGUAUCAUCCCACUGAGCGGACAGAGCUUCUCACUCUGCACCCUGUGACGGUUCAACAUCAGGACUACUAUCUGAUCAAAACAGAAGAUCACAGCAGGAACAUGGCCUCCGCUGCUCUGCUGUGUGAAACAGGAGGGAACGGAGAGACGGACUCAGAAGUGGACAAUGUUCACAGUGAUGACUCGGACAUUGUGGGCUCUCUAUCGUGGAGCGCUCCUCUCCAGGAUCUUGAGCCAGUGACGGUGGAGACCAUGUCUGGGGACGUCUUCGCCUUACCACUCCCACACAAGAGCUUCAGAGAGUAUGUAGGCAACAAAACCGAUCUGGGCAGAGCCGUGAUACCAGCAGCUAUCCUUGCCGGAUACACUGGAAGUGGUCCCAUUCAGCUGUGGCAGUUUCUGCUGGAGCUUCUCACAGACCGCAGCUGUCAGUCAUGUAUCAGCUGGACAGGAGAUGGGUGGGAGUUCAAGUUGACAGACCCUGAUGAGGUGGCCCUGCUGUGGGGUCAGAGGAAGAACAAACCCAAGAUGAACUACGAGAAGCUGAGUCGUGGUCUGCGGUACUACUACGACAAGAACAUCAUCCGCAAGACGGCCGGCAAACGCUACGUCUACCGCUUUGUCUGCAACCUGCAAGGCCUGCUGGGAUAUGAACCCGGGGAGCUGCACGCCAUGUUGGACAUCGGUAACAAGAAUCGCUAG
Anoplopoma fimbria (sablefish) is the source of this 1098-nucleotide messenger RNA. RefSeq names its product protein c-ets-1-B-like. Gene Ontology annotation, cellular component: nucleus. Gene Ontology annotation, molecular function: DNA-binding transcription factor activity, RNA polymerase II-specific; sequence-specific DNA binding. NCBI's taxonomy places the organism in Eukaryota, Metazoa, Chordata, Actinopteri, Perciformes, Anoplopomatidae. The transcript has 7 exons. The record is from RefSeq and is a predicted model, not a curated record. Gene Ontology annotation, biological process: cell differentiation; regulation of transcription by RNA polymerase II. The coding region runs from base 1 to 1098 and encodes 365 amino acids.